Messenger RNA from Ilex paraguariensis (yerba mate), 336 nucleotides. The record is from the annotation of a GenBank genome assembly. NCBI's taxonomy places the organism in Eukaryota, Viridiplantae, Streptophyta, Magnoliopsida, Aquifoliales, Aquifoliaceae.
AUGCUUGAUGAGGGAAGGAUCACACAAACUACAGCAAAUCUUUUAAUGCAAUCUGUGGAUGAAGCAAUUGACUUGAUAUCUCAUGAGCCUUUGUGUGAUUGGAAAGGUUUAAAAGCUAAUGUUCAUAUCCCAGGCUAUUAUAAGGUUCUUCAAACAAGUGUUAUCCCCCGAAAGCUCGUUACAUACUUCACCGUCGAAAGAUUGGAAUCGGCAUGUUCUAUUUGUGCUGCGUUUCUUCGUGCACAUAGAAUUGCACGGCGGCAACUAAAUGACUUUAUUGGUAAGGGUUCCUUUCAAUGUGAUGUCUUUAACUUUCUGGAAGUACACAAAUUCUUG